Molecule: messenger RNA, 1880 nt
Organism: Python bivittatus (Burmese python)
Lineage: Eukaryota; Metazoa; Chordata; Lepidosauria; Squamata; Pythonidae
Gene: GYG2
Product: glycogenin 2
Molecular function (GO): glycosyltransferase activity
Source: RefSeq, a predicted model, not a curated record
CGCUCCUUGGGCUGGCGCAGCGAAGGUUGCUGUCGCCCUGUCGGGUGGCCGCGGCGGCGAUCGAGGCGAAGCUGCUCGUUGGCUCAGCUGUGUAUGGAGUCCCAAGGGCGGCUGGAGGACUUGAAGAGGGCGCAGGAGCCCGGCGUCGCCUCCCAAGUUUGGCUUCCCUUGGCGCGGAAAUAAAAAAACGAAUCCCAACUGGCUGUUUUUUGUCUGAGGAGGACCUGCUAAAAAUAAGGAGGGAGUUGUGGUAUUAAGGAAUGCCCUUUGACUUUACGCGUUACUCUACUACCAGUUGAAAAGAUGCCUGUGACAGACCAGGCUUUUGUGACUCUUGCCACUAAUGAUGUUUAUUGCCAUGGAGCUCUGGUUCUUGGACAAUCCUUGAGAAAUUAUAGAACAUCUAGAAGACUGGCAAUACUAAUUACACCUCAAGUCUCCAGGGCAAUGAGGGCUGCCCUCAGGACCAUCUUUGACUCUGUGGUUGAUGUUAAAGAAAUUGACAGCAAUGACUUGAUGCACUUGACUCUGCUGAAGAGGCUGGAACUGGGUGUAACUUUUACCAAACUGCAUUGCUGGACUCUUACUCAGUAUAGCAAAUGUGUCUUCAUGGAUGCAGAUACAUUGGUGCUUUGCAAUGUUGAUGAACUUUUUGAGCGGGAAGAAUUCUCAGCAGCUCCAGAUCCCGGUUGGCCAGACUGCUUUAACAGUGGUGUCUUUGUUUUCCAACCUUCUUUGAAAACCUUCAAACAUCUCCUUCAAUUUGCCAAUGAACAUGGUAGCUUUGAUGGAGGUGAUCAGGGAUUGUUAAACAGUUUUUUCAGCAGCUGGGCAACCAAAGAUAUUAAUAAACACUUGCCAUUUAUCUAUAAUCUAAGCAGCAGCACUGUCUAUACAUAUGCUCCUGCUUUCCAGCAUUUUGGUAAAGAUACGAAGGUGAUUCAUUUUUUGGGACCAGCAAAGCCCUGGAACUACAAGUACAAUCCCCAGACAAGAACAGUUACACAGAAUGAUUCAACUCCUGUAUCAGAAAAUCAGCUGCCAUUCCUAGAACUUUGGUGGAUAAUAUACAGGUCCAGUAUAUUGCCAUUACUGGAAAAACUGCAAGAGCCUCCAAUCCAGCAAGAGGAGCCCAACAUGAACAAUGAUGAGCAGACAUCUGAAAGAGAAAAUCCUCUUAUUAAUAAUUCUUUGCCAGCCUCAACAAAUGCAGAAUGUAUCUCAGAAUCUGUUGUAAAUCCACCCUGUGAGUUAUCUGCCAAAAAUAAUAUUGCUGUAAAGAAAGCUGAGUGCAGCCUUGAAGAGGAUAUUGUUGAACCAAGCAAGUCCUUCACAGAGUUCUCUGUUCAGCCUGUUCCUCAGCAGACACUGGUAACAAAUGAGUUUACCAGCUCUGUUGCAGAGGUUGCUGUUCAACCAGAGCCAAAGGAAUCAAGUGCGGAUGAACGAAGAAAAUGGGAGGAAGGCCAUAUUGAUUAUCUGGGGAAGGAUGCUUUUGAAAACAUUAAGAAGAAGUUAGAUGCCUUUUUAUUAUAGGUGUUCUUUUUGAUCCUUAUUGCAGCUGAUCUGUUUACAUUUUCAAUGCAUGCAAAACCUUCAGGAUUAGAUCUUUUGCUUUGGUGAAAAGGAAAUUUAAGCAAAAAUAGAUUUUCUGAUAUGACUGUACUUGCAAGCACAGCUGUAUAUGUAUUUGGCAGUGUUUAGUCUCAGAGAAUGAAAUGCAUGGUGCUUUUAAAACUUCCUUUUGCUGAGUCAAACUUUGGUUCAACUUGUCCAGAACCUUAUUUAGCUUAGGAAUAACCUCCACAGUCUUGAAUCCUGUAAAUUUUGUAACUGGAAAAUUAAUCUGAAUCAAUAAAGAAUGGUUUUAUAUACUCAGA